AAAGAUUAAAGUUGAUCAAACGGCAUAGAUGGGAUAAAGGAUAAGGAUGAAGAAGCACCAGAUCACUCCAUCUCACUCUCCUUAUCCUGCGCCACUCUCUCUCCACUCCACUCUACUCUCUUAUGGCCGAUGACUUCAACCCAUUCCAACCCCCAAUCACCGCCGCCUCAACCGCCACAAUUCCACCACCCACCACCGCUACACCACCCCCACAGCUCACGGCACCUCCAUCCUCCUUCGACAACCCAGGGCCAUCUUUGGCCCCUAAACGACAACGCCGCCCCAGUGUCCGAUUGGGUGAGAUUGGCGACCAACCAGCUGCCACACUCUCCUACGACUCUCACGUUCGGAGGGCCAAGCACCCAUGGAGGUUCUCCAGAGACUCUUCCGCUGUUGCGGCUACGUCUAAGUCAGUAAAGGCCCGGUCUUUAACAAACCUCGUCAACGGCGGUGAUUCCCAAGAAAUUGCGGAGGCGGAAGAUAGGAAUCAGAACGGAGACGCUCUUAAUUUCGAAUUGGGGAUCCGAAGAGUGAAGUCAAAGCGAGCAACGGCGGUUAAAAGGGUCCGAUCGAAUUGGGUUUCGAAUUCGAAUUCUAAGCAACUGGACGAUGGGGCGGAUAGUAGGGAGGAAUUGGGGGAAGAAGGGUUUAGGGAUUUCGAUCCUGAAUUGGAUAGUCCAAUGAGGGAGCAGAGCCCAGUUCAGUCGUUGGAUAACGCGGGCGUGGAUACGUGGAAUGAUAGUUUGCCGGAGGCUAGUUGUGGUGGAGUGAGGUCUUGGUUGAUAGAGUUGGGUUUGAGUAGGUAUGCGCCGGUGUUCGAGAUACACGAGGUAGACGACGACGUUUUGCCCAUGUUGACUUUGGAGGAUCUUAAGGAUAUGGGAAUCAACGCCGUUGGUUCCAGGCGGAAAAUGUACUCUGCAAUUCAGAAGCUUGGUAAGGGAUUUUCAUGAGUUUCAAUCCCUUUUUUUGGUCAAUUAUAAAUAUUUAUUUACUAAAAUAGUUAAGUUUAACUCGAUCAUCAUCACCAUCAUCAUAGGAUUAAAAAAAAAAAGAACUUGACCACUAUAAGUUAUCGGCCUUAGCUGUGAAAAAUGUUACUAAAAGAAAAAAAAAAUUCUGGUCUGAGAAGUUUUUUUUUCUGUUUUCUCUUUACUUACUUCUCUUACAAUAAAACUAAUCACUAUGUUUGAUUUGAAUUAAAGUACUCUUCUCUCGAA
Messenger RNA from Cannabis sativa, 1220 nucleotides. RefSeq lists its product as uncharacterized. The transcript has a single exon. The record is from RefSeq and is a predicted model, not a curated record. Gene Ontology annotation, molecular function: protein binding. Bases 123 to 953 code for a protein of 276 amino acids. NCBI's taxonomy places the organism in Eukaryota, Viridiplantae, Streptophyta, Magnoliopsida, Rosales, Cannabaceae.